This is a messenger RNA of Hemibagrus wyckioides, 7104 nucleotides long. Its product is annotated as trichohyalin-like. The record is from RefSeq and is a predicted model, not a curated record. NCBI's taxonomy places the organism in Eukaryota, Metazoa, Chordata, Actinopteri, Siluriformes, Bagridae. Gene Ontology annotation, molecular function: GTP binding. Bases 1540 to 6270 code for a protein of 1576 amino acids. The transcript has 16 exons.
GAGAGUGUCAGAGAGGAGAGGAACCAGGCUGCUACAUCUACAGCCAUCCAUCAGAGUAAGAGCACACAGGAGCAAGUGGCCUAAAGUAAAUAUGAAGCCUGUUAGACUAGAACAGGAAGAGGAAGGGGCGGAGCUUUCAUACUGAGUCCGCAAGUGCAGUGAAGGUGAAAGUGAAAGGAGUUUAGCUUGAUGUGCCCGAGUUCCUCUGAAGCAGAAGAUCAAGAAAAAACUUUAAUAGAAGCCUCAAAGUCUGAAUCUAUAAGAAGAUAUAAAGAUGUCAACUUCAAGAGUUUCUUCAUGGGUAGGUUUAUACUAAAAUUUCCUUGUUUAUUGAUGGUAAUAAAUAAAUACAUUUUAAUAGAGAGCAGCAGAAGAUGUAGAAAGAAGUAGAAAAAUUUACACUGUAUUAUUCAACAGUUCCGGAAUGUUUUUGGGAUGUCUGAAGAGUCAGGGGUAAGUGAAUAAAACUACUAUUUUUCUCUUUUGAAUGGUAAUUUACUUAAAAUGAUUUUAUACACACCAAUCUUUUAUAUGAAAACACUCAUGUAUUCACUAUUUCAUAUUCAGACAAUGUUAUUUACUUUAUUUAAACAGAUUCACAUUUAUUUUUGCAGACAUCAUUAUACAGAGCAGCUUAAAUGUAUUCAGUAAGGCAUCUGUGAUCAUCUGAAACUUGAUCUGUGUCUUCAGGACAGAUCCUGAAUGUAGAAAAAACAAUUAUGACUGUGCCUCCAUGUGGUCAAGAACUGUAAUAUCUUUAUUUUUUCCCCCUUAUAUCAUAAUUUGUGCUAACUAGCCCCCCCCCCACAUAAUUAUCUGCAAUAUUCUGAAGUAAACACACAUUAACAUUUAAAAAAUAAAUAAAUAAACAAAUAAAUAAAUCUUUGAUCCUCCUUAGAUGUUUGUCCACUGUUUAUUCAUUUAUUCAAUUUUAUCUCUCAAAUGCUAAUUAAAUCCUAUAGACAACAAAAAUGUUUUGAUGAAAAUAUUUUAAUAACAGCAAACACAGCUGAAAACACAAUCCACAGAUCAAUAUAACUGGCACUGGUUUAAAAAAAAGAUUGAUAGAUCAAAACCAGAGUAUAUUUUUAUCUAAAAAAAUGAAAUCUAAUUUACAAGGUAGGGGUGAAACAUAUGAAGACACUCAGGAUUUACACAACAGUCAAUAUCAUCAAGGCUUCACAUGAAUAUCCAUGUUCUUUUGUAGAGGUCAAGCAGGAAGAAACACAGAAUUGUGUAACAGAGAUUUCAGUAGAGAGCGCCCUCUGCUGGUGAAGAGAGGAAACGUCCACCUAUACACAGAAACAUUAACUUAAGUGUCAUUUAUUUCCACAGGGUGCCUCUGCAUUUAGGACUGAAAACACAAAUAUAAAGUGUUUGGUUUAUACAACUGGAAAAACACUGGAUUCCCACAAGCACUUCAUAGAUUGUCUUAAAAAACAAGUUCACCUGCAGGAGGUGUCUACAGAGGAUGAGUGUGAUUUCAUUCUGUGUUUCUGCCCGAUUGUGUCACAACCUGGAACUGACAUUAAAGCAGCAAUGAAAAAGCUGCACAAUAUUCCAGACACCAAACCUGUAGUCCUGGUGGUGCUCCAUCACACGUUUAAUCCAGAGUAUGAUGUACGAGACAGCAGCAGAUUUGUAAACAGAGAGAAUAUAAUCACAGUCGACUGUCUGUUCUAUGAAGAUUCUGGAUUACUGCAGUGUCAGAAGAAUAAUGAAGCACUGAACAAAACUUCACAGUAUCUGAAGAAAAAACUACAUAUAAAACUGAAAGGACAAGUGGAAGGUGAAAGGUCAGAGCUGGAGCUGAACACUAGUACAAAUCAACUGGAGACACUGGGUCAGGAGCAGCAGGACAAGAAGAGACAACUAGAGGAGAAAACUCAGUUAUCAGAAACAAAUAAAAACCUUGAAGAGAAAGAGAGUCUUCUAACUGAGAGAGAGACACAGCUAAUAGAAAGAGACAAACAGCUUCAGGAGAAAGACGGACUUCUAGAGGAGAAAACAAAGCAGCUGCAGGAACAAACAGAUCCAGAAUCAUCAGCCCCCAUCAGGAGAAGAAACAGCAAGGAAGUGUUUCCUCCAAAUAUGAGUGGAGAGACUCAGGACUCAGCACCAAUCAGGAGAAGAAACAGUAUGGAGGGAAAUUGUCCAACAAGGGGUGCAUCUGCAUUAAAGACUAAAGAGCCAUAUAUAAAGUUUUGGCUUUUUGUAUCUGGAAGAACACUGAAUUCCCACAAGCACUUCAUAGCUCAUCUUAAAAAACAAGUUCCCCUGCAGGAGGUGUCUACAGAGGAUGAGUGUGAUUUCAUUCUGGGUUUCUGCCCGACUGUGUCACGAUCUGGAACUGACAUUGAAGCAGCAAUGAAAAAGCUGCACAAUAUUCCAGACACCAAGCCUGUAGUCCUGGUGGUGCUCCAUCACACGUUUAAUCCAGAGUGUGUUGUACCAGACAGCAGCAGAUCUGUAAACAGAGAGAAUAUGAUCACAGUCGACUGUCUGUUCCAUGAAGAUUCUGGAUUACUGCAGUGUCAGAAGAAUAAUGACUCACUGGCUGAAACUUUACAAUAUCUGGAGAAAAAACUACAUAUAAAACUGAUAGGACAAGUGGAAGGUGAAAGGUCAGAUAAAGAGCUGGAAACCAGUACAAAUCAACUGGAGACACUGGGACAGGAGCUGCAGGACAAUCAGAGACAAAUACAGGAGAUGAUGAUCGUAGUGGAGCAACAGAAAACUGAUUUAGCAGAAAAAAACAAAGAGCUUGAAGAGAAAGAGAGUCUUCUAACUGAGAGAGAGACACAGCUAAUGGAAAGAGACAAACAGCUUCAGGAGAAAGACACACUUCUGACAGAAAAUACACAAACACUUAUAAUAAAGGACGAGACACUGGAAGAGAAGGAGAAACAGGUCAAAGAAGUAAGGGAAGAAUUGGAAAAAACAAAGAGGAUGUUAGAAAAAAAGCAGACAUAUUUGGAAAACAAAGAGAAACAACUGGAGAGUGUGGUGAAAGAACUGGAAACCAGUAAAAACAAACUAAUAGAAAAAGAUGAACAGCUUCAGGAGAAAGACAGACUUCUGACAGAAAAUACACAAACACUGCAGAUGAAAGACGAGACACUGGAAGAGAAGGAGACACUGCUCAAACAGACAAGAGCUGAACUGGACAAAACAAUGAAGGAAUUAGAAGACAGUCAGAGACACAUGGAGGAGAAAAACACACAACUAGAGAAUCUGAACAAACUGCUGAGGGAGAAAGAAACAGAGCUGAAGAACACAGAUAAACAGCUGGAAACCAGUACAAAUCAACUGGAGACACUGGGACAGGAGCUGCAGGACAAUCAGAGACAAAUACAGGAGAUGAUGAUUAUAGUGGAGCAACAGAAAACUGAUUUAGCAGAAAAAAACAAAGAGCUUAAAGAGAAAGAGAGUCUUCUAACUGAGAGAGAGACACAGCUAAUGGAAAGAGACAAACAGCUUCAGGAGAAAGACAGACUUCUGACAGAAAAUACACAAACACUGCAGAAGAAGGACAAGACACUGGAAGAGAAGGAGACACUGCUCAAACAGACAAAAGCUGAACUGAACACAACAGUGAAGGAAUUAGAAGACAGUCAGAGACACAUGGAGGAGAAAAACACACAACUAGAGAAUCUGAACAAACUGCUGACAGAAAAUACACAAACACUUCAGAAGAAGGACAAGAAACUGGAGGAGAUGGAGAAACAGCUCAGAGAGAUAGAAGAAGAAUUGAGAAAAAGAAAUAUGACAUUAGAAAAGAAUCAGACACAAUUGAAAGACAAAGAUAGACAACUGGAGAGUGUGGUGAAAGAACUGGAAACCAGUACAAAUCAACUGGAGACACUGGGACAGGAGCUGCAGGACAAGCAGAGACAACUACAGGAGAUGAUGAUCGUAGUGGAGCAACAGAAAACUGAGUUAACAGAAAAAAACAAAGAGCUUGAAGAGAAAGAGAGUCUUCUAACUGAGAGAGACACACAGCUAAUGGAAAGAGACAAACAGGUUCAGGAGAAAGACAGACUUCUGACAGAAAAUACACAAACACUGCAGAAGAAGGACAAGACACUGGAAGAGAAGGAGACACAGGUCAGAGAGAUAGAAGAAGAAUUGAGAAAAUCGAAUAUGGUGUUAGAAAGGAAUCAGACACAGCUGAAAGACAAAGAGAGACAACUGGAGAGUGUAGUGAAAGAACUGGAAACCAGUAAAAACAAACUAAUAGAAAAAGAUGAACAGCUUCAGGAGAAAGACAGACUUCUGACAGAAAAUAUACAAAGAAUGCUGAUGAAAGAUGAGACACUGGAAGAGAAGGAGACACUGCUCAAACAGACAAGAGCUGAACUGGACAAAACAAUGAAGGAAUUAGAAGACAGUCAGAGGCACAUGGAGGAGAAAAACACACAACUAGAGAAUCUGAACAAACUGCUGACAGAAAAUACACAAACACUUCAGAAGAAGGACAAGAAACUGGAGGAGAAGGAGAAACAGCUCAGAGAGAUAGAAGAAAAAUUAAGAACAACAAAUAUAAUGUUAGAAGAGAAUCAGACACAGUUGAAGGACAAUGAGAGACAACUGGAGACACUGGGACAGGAGCUGCAGGACAAUCAGAGACAACUACAGGAGAUGAUCGUCGUGGAGCAACAGAAAACUAAGUUAGCAGAAAAAAACAAAGAGCUUGAAGAGAAAGAGAGUCUUCUAACUGAGAGAGAGACACAGCUAAUGGAAAGAGACAAACAGGUUCAGGAGAAAGACAGACUUUUAGAAGAGAAAACAAAGCAGCUGCAGGAACAAAUAGAUCCAGAAUCAUCAGCCCCCAUCAGGAGAAGAAACAGCAAGGAGUUGUUACCUCCACAUAUGAGUGGAGAGACUCAGGACUCAGCACCAAUCAGGAGAAGAAACAGUGUGGAGGGAGGACGUCCAACAUUGGGUGGAGAAUCGUCUAGUCCUCAUUCUCCAGUGUCGGUUCCUGUAGCAGAACUGAGGCUGGUGCUGCUGGGGAGGACGGGAUCUGGAAAGAGUGCAUCAGGAAACAUCAUCCUGGGCAGAGAGGAGAGGAACCAGGCUGCUACAUCUACAUCUACAUCUACAGUCACCCAGCAGAGUGAGAGCACACAGGGGGAGGUGACUGGGAGGAAGGUGACUGUGGUGGACACUCCUGACUGGUUCUGUCCUGAACUCUCUCUGGAGAAGCUGAGACAGGACGUGGGACUCUGUGUCCAUCUGUCUGCUCCAGGACCCCACGCCUUCCUCCUGGUCAUACCUGUAAAGCAGCCUACAGGAGAGGAGAGAGGGAUGCUGGAGAAAAUGGAGGAGAUCUUUGGAGAGAGAUGUUGGAGAAACACCAUGAUCAUAUUCAGUGUUACUGAUGAACUUCAGAAGAAGAACGUUGAGGAGUUUAUCCAAUCAGGAGACCAGGAGGUCCAGAGACUUGUAGAGAAAUGUGGGAACAGGUUUCACUGUCUCAACAUUAAGGAGAGUGGAGAUGGUUCUCAGGUCUCAGAACUGCUGGAGAAGAUAGAGAAGAUGGUGGAAGGAAGUAGAGAGAAAUUCUACAGCAGUGACAUCUACCUGGAGACAGAAUCUCAGAUUAGAGCCAUGGAGACAAAGAUCCUGAAGGAAAGAGAAGAGAAAAGAAAGAGAGAGGAGAUGGACAUGAAAGAAACAAUAAAGAAGGAGAUGCAGGACUCUCUGAGAAAGAUAGAGGGAGUGAUCCAGGAUCAUGAAGGAGACAUCAGACAACUUGAUGACCGAACAACUGAACUGGAGAGAAAGAUGAAAGAAGAGAGGGAUGAAGAGAAAAAGAAAGAACUUGAGAAGGAGCUGAAACGAGAGGUAGAGCGAAGGGCAGAAAUGGAAGAGAAGGUGAAGAAACUAAAAGAAAAGAGAGAGAGGGAGAGGAGAGAGAUGGAGGAGAGACACAAACAGGAGAUGGAGGAGAUCAGGGAGGUGUAUGAAGGAGAGGCCAUGAUGGAGGCAGAGAGAAAGCUCAUGAAACUCAUCCUGCCUGAACUCCAGAGAAAUAUUUUGUCCUCAAAAACAAAGAUGCAGGAAGAUUUCAGCAGACAGAUGGAGGAGAAGAACAGAGAGCUGGAGAUUCUUAAACAGAAACUUUCAGAUCUCACAGAUACUCACAGUGUGCUUGAAGAGGUUUAUGAGAAAACGGUCAGAAAAAGCUCAGAACAAGAGAGAGCUGCUCUAAAAGGAGAGGCAUCGAAGGGAAUCUCUAAGAAAUUUAAAGAUUUGUUUCAGUGAGUAACAGAGUUUAUAAAGCUGCAGAGACUCACCUGGUCAGAAAUGAGGCAUAUGAGUGAUGGUGGACAUCACAGAGGGUUAAACAGUUUGUUUUGUUUCUUUGUUUGUUUUUUUUCUAUGGAAACCCUGCAGGGGAAACCUAAUAACCAAUAAUUCUUAAAACAACAGGAUUUUUAAAAAUCAAGAUGGAUUGUCCAGUUGCCUAUAAGAGUCCAGCACACUCACAAAUUAAUUGCAGAUUCAGCCACUUAUGAUUAGCAGUAAGAUGGUCACUGCUGCUUUCUGUCAAUAUAAAUAAUGUGGAGUGAUGAUCUGAACAUUAUCAGAACUACAUUAUAAAAACUUGGGUAAAGUUUAUGUACAUCCUUUAAUCUUUCUAUUUUGCAAUAUUUUACAUAAUUUUACAAAGUAUUUAACAUUAUUGAUUAAAACUGAAGAGCAUUUGCAUGAAUAGUUUUUGUACUAUACUAGAAAAACAAAUUCCAAUUUUUUUCAUUUUACGGCAACCGUCUGUAAGAGACCAUUCUGUGAGUUUUAUGCUGAAAAUAAUUAAAGGAAAAAAUAUCAUCAUAGAGCAACAUUUCUGUGAAUCGUGGAAAAAUCUAGAAGGUUUGUCAGACUUUAUCAACUUAGGAAACCUUUUGCAAAAUAAAUUUUGCAUGUUGGAAUAUAUGGCUUUCCUGUUUAUCAUCUCAAUGAGACUGAUGCUUUGUUUAUAUUUUGUACAAUUUUAUUAGAAAAAUGUAUUUGUGAAAAUAUUUAUUUAUCAAUGAUGUAUAUAUUUAAUUGUACAUUUAAUUGUGUAUAUAGUGUAUGAAUAAAUUUAUAUAAGUA